AUGAAGGUCUUUUUCAUUCUUGUGGCAACUUGUCUACUAGGGUUCUGCCAUUGCAAGAGGUCCAGAGCUAUCACUGAUAGACCAGUUACGGAUGAAUUAGACGACUUUGCAGAGGAUGAAGUUGUCAACGAGUGUCACAUAGGAGAGAAAAGGAGAAGUGGACUGAGAGGCAGAGGGCAAAGUUGGGAUAUGGACAGUACUGCUGUCUAUGAAGAAGAGUAUACUCGAUCCUUUAGUCGUAGACGUAAUGAUGAAAGUAUAGCAUAUAUAGCUGCGGAGGAUUCAAGGAGACUACCUUACUCUAGACAUACUAUCACUUUAGACAUUUUUAGUCUAACUUCAUCUCUGUGCCAAUGCUUUGGGUAUUCCUUUGCCGGUAAUGCAAUGAGGUUAGUGGUUCCAAAGAAUGGUAUUACUGUUACACAGAUCAUGAAGGGUGAAGAAAAUGUUUGGACUCCUUCAUCCGGCGAGAUAUUUGACCAUGCUAAAGUCUACCUAAACAAGGAUGAUGAACCAGAACUUGUUCUUGUAGUGGCAAAGACAUCCACUAAAGUAAAGGAGCAUUAUCUGGAGCUUAAGGAUGGUGAGGAAUGGCAGGAUUGCACUGGGAACCAUGAAGAAAUGAUUGAGGAUUUAAGGAAUCCUGUCCAAUGUAUUUCCGACUUUGACAUCGAUCUUUUUGCUUAUGAGGAUACUGAUGAAUGCAGAAUCUUUGAGGUAGAUCUUUUGGGAGUUACUACAAAACACUUUUAUCCAAGACCUGGCCAUUUUGCCACGAGAGUUAUGGAUGGUAAUAGGGAGUUGUGGAAAUCCCCAAAAUAUUCUCAUCAAUCGGGAAGUAAAGUGUUACGGAGUAGCAAAUAUGAUGAUCGUUGCCUUUCUUGUCUUAUAUAUAAGAAAGGGAUUGUGGAACUACUUGAGGUGACAGUUGUAGAAUAUGGUUCUACACAGUAUAAGUACUUUGAAAAUACUUUUGGAUCAUGGAAUGAAAUUGAUAAGAAAGUGUUCGACAAAAAAGCGGACGAGACACAAUAUGAAGAAUAUGAAGAACCUAUAAGUUAUUUCGCUUCCAAGGUAGAUACCUCACUAUUCUAUAUUGAAGAAGCAGAGGAAGAUACUGUUAAGUUUCUUAAACUUACUGUAAAGUACGGUGUUAAGGCUACUGAGCUCAAGUAUGAUGAGAAGCAGAUAUGGUCUUCUACCUGGAUGGUUGGUUCCCCUUGCUCUUCUGCAUUACUGUACAUGGACAAAGGUAGACCUACACUGGCUGUUAUAAAGACAAGGAGUAGUAGUGGCACUAAAUCCACGGUAUAUAAGUACUAUGAUGGUAACAAGUGGAGGGAUACUAAAGAAGAUGACCAUAAGGAGAAGCUGGCUGAGCUAAAGGAGAAAUGUAGGCCUGGAAGAAUUCUAGACAUUUCAAAAAAGAAUAGUUCGGUAGGCACAUAUUAUUAUCAUUGUCAUCACAACACAUGUUUACACACUUUUGAUCUCUACAAUGUCAAUGUGGCCAAAGUAGUAGAUGGUGAAUAUAUCAUUUGGAGAGCCACUGCAGACACUGACCAAAAGUGCACACAUGUACAAAUUGCCGUUGUGGGAGAUAGAGAAACUUUGACGCUAACGAUACAAUCUGAUAGGGAAAGACUGAUAAAAUUCAGGAAGGAAGGUCGUAGAUGGCAAAGGGUUUAA
Molecule: messenger RNA, 1689 nt
Organism: Theileria equi strain WA
Lineage: Eukaryota; Apicomplexa; Aconoidasida; Piroplasmida; Theileriidae
Product: signal peptide containing protein
Exons: 1
Coding region: 1-1689 (562 amino acids)
Source: RefSeq, a predicted model, not a curated record